Messenger RNA from Papaver somniferum (opium poppy), 1890 nucleotides. RefSeq names its product ankyrin-1-like. The transcript has 12 exons. The record is from RefSeq and is a predicted model, not a curated record. Gene Ontology annotation, molecular function: protein binding. Lineage: Eukaryota; Viridiplantae; Streptophyta; Magnoliopsida; Ranunculales; Papaveraceae. Bases 44 to 1330 code for a protein of 428 amino acids.
GGCAAAACCCUCUUUUCUUCUUCAUCUUUGUUCUUCUUUCGCCAUGGAUCCUAUUACAGUUGCAACUGCUAUCUUUCUCGAUGCUGCUCGUGAUGGAGAACUCAAUCUACUCAAACAAUCGGCAGCAGCACUAGAUCAUUUUCUUGGAGUUGGAAUACCUGCAAUACUCGAGAAUACUAAAGAUGGAGACGGCAGAAGAGCGAUUCAUUAUGCUGCUGCUGGAGGGAGAGUGAAUGUUCUCAAGUAUUUGAUUGAGGAAAUGGGACUUGAGGUAGAUGUGAAAGAUAAUACAGGUGAAACUAGCCUAUGCGGUGCAGCCAUAGAAGGGCGCUUGGCCGCUGUGGAAUAUCUUCUUGAAAUGGGUGCGAAUCCUGAAAUACCAGAUGAUUCAAAUUGUACUCCUUUGCAUCAUGUCGCGCGGGAAGGGAAUAAAGAUGCCAUACCCUUGUUACUUUCAAAAGGUAUGAAUGUGGAUGUUACAAAUGAUAUUGGUUCACCGUUACAAUAUGCUACACUUGCUGGCAAACACGAUACUGUCCAAGUUCUUCUGGAUCAUGGUGCCAAUCCCAAUUUGGUCUUCUGUGAGACAGUUACUCCACUUCAUACAUCCAUCACUUCCCAAUCUUGGCAAUUAGUAGAAGCAUUACUGAAGGCAGGUGCUGAUCCCAAUGGCGGACCAGAUGGGAUAAGAGCGCUGCCAUUUGCAGCUGAAAUGGGGGAAAUACAAAUCAUCAAGUUGCUGGUUGACGCUGGUGCAGAUCCAAAUGUUACAAAUAUAAGCAGGCUAACACCACUAGAACUCGCAGCUGUUAAUAAUAAUCGUCAGGGUGUUGAGAUUCUUUUUCCUGUGACUUCUCCUAUUCCAUCAUAUGUUGACUGGAGCAUAAAUGGAAUAAUAAAGCAUGUAAAUUCUAAGGAGUUUUACGAUAAGAUGAUUCAUAACGAGAAGGCGAAUUUCCUUGAGGCAAAAUCAAGGGGCACAAGUGCAUUCCGUAGGAAGGAGUAUUGGCUGGCAGUAUAUUGGUACACAGAGGCCCUCAGCAUUAAACCUGGUGAUGCAGCUGUGCUAUCCAACAGAAGCAUGUGUUAUGCGUAUUUAAACAAAGGAGAUCUUGCGUUUGAAGAUGCUAAGCAAUGCGUGUUGGCAAAACCAGACUGGCCUAAGGCGUUUUAUAGGACAGGCGUAGCACUCAAACUGCUGAAUAGGCUUGGUGAUGCAGCAGAUGCCCUUUUUGAUGGUUUGAAACUGGAUCCUGAAAAUAAAGAGCUUGAAGAUGCAUUCAGGGAGGUUUCUGUAGACAGGUUGAAGGCCAUCAAUGUCCCAAUUUAGGUCGAAAAGAAGAUCAUCGACAUAUAUGCCUGACAUUCUGAAACCUUUUUCUGGUAGAAGUUUUCUGUAAGGUUAUGUAUAAAGUUAGCUCUUGAAAGUAUAUAAAAAAUCAGGUCUUCUAAAGCAUCAGGCUGCUGUGUAUGCAUAACCAACUUGUAUGCUGUGAGGUUUCUUAGCCAGCUUUAGAAUGCCAAUUUUGGUUUCUUAGCAUCAGUUUUGAAAGCCUGCUGUGGGUUCUACUAUGAAAAUUGAGUAGGUUUAGUUCCAAAGACGAAUGCGCAAGGCUGGUAAAUCAGAGGAAUUCAUAUGUAGUAAAGUAGCCCUUGCAUCAUUCUCGCGUGGUUUGGCGCGCAGGUAGAGAUGUUUUAAUACAGGUUUUUGCCCUUGCCGGCGUCUUUAUUACUGGGUAUUUUUUUGGUUUUCUUUACUUUUCUUGUUACAGCUGCUAGUUUUUUCAUUAAAGUGGAACUGAACUGUCACAGUAAGGAGAACAUAGAUUCCUUUCAUGGUAAUUCAGAAUUUUUCUUGGCUAUUGGGAAGGAGAACAUAGAUUCCUUUCA